UUGGCCACCGGAAGAGGACCCAGGGACCGAGGCUGAUGCGAGCCCGGUGGCUUCUGGGAAAUGCAGUCCAUCCGGAACUGUCCUGGCGCCGGGAGUGCGCAGGCGCAGGAGUCUGUCGGCGCGCGGCGGAGGUAGACCCGAAUUCGGGAGGACUGUGGCUUCAGGCUUAUUGAGUGAGAAACUACAUGACUCCGAGAUGGGGAACAAUGAGAAAAAGAAAACGCAAGCCAACUUCUACAAGCGCCCCAAGACUCCACCUGCUGAUUCAAAAAUAAAAUUGCAGACAGGCGGGAAGCUCAGCCCUACAGAGGAUUCUGGGACGUGUAGUCUCGACGCUUCCUGUGAUUGGGGCACUUCCGCUCCAGGAAAGCGCGGAUGUGUUCAUCGCGUCGCUGGGGAAAUAGAGUACAAUCCAGUGCUGUGCAUGUUUGGAGGCAUUUCGGAUACCGGAGGGCGAGAAUACGAAGCCGCUCCUUUCGUGGAUUCUGGGAAAUUCGAUUCAGGCCGUCGAUGUUGGAGUCGGCACUUUCGCCCCGGGGGGCGGGGCAGCGGCUCUUGUUCCUCUCGGGGAUGCUGGGAAAUGUAGUCCAGGAGCUCCGCGUAGUCGGAGGUAUUUCCGCUUCAGGAGAUUGCGAUUGUGGCCUUCGGUUCUUUCAGGGAGGCUACAGGGUCCUCUGAUUCAUGGAUCUGGUCAUAUUCUUCUCGGAGUGCCCAGCACGGGGUCGACAGAGAGGAGUUGUUCAAAGCAGCAGAGAGACAAGAUCUAGAAGACUGGCUUCUUUGUGAGAGCUGGAUUCAGGUUCCGCCCCUGCCCCUUGACCUCACCAAGCCUCGGCUUCCUCAUCUGUUACGUGGGAACAACGGUCGUCAUCGUCAUCAUUUAUUGAGAACUUGGUAAAAUGCCAGUUGAGGAGAGGCACAGAGGUGGAGGUGAUCAGACUGGAGUCACACGGCUAGUACACCCCUAGCUUCUUCACAGGUGUGUGGGAGGUACCUUAGUGGAACAAUGCGUGCCAAGUGCUUCUCAAGGUCCCUAACACGUACUUAGUGCUUAUGUAAUGUUAAACAUUGCCGUUUUUGUUGUUUUUAUCAUUACUAUGAUUAGCUUGUUAAUUUAAGUGGCAUGUUGACUAACUUACUGUUAAAUCACAGGAUUCUAUUAAUUUUUCUUCAUCUCCAUGAUAAGAAUGUUUUUAAGGCCCUACUGUUAACAAAGUCAAAUUAUCAAGGUCUUACAUCUUUGAAAAAGCCGUCAUCCACAAUAUCAGAUUCAUAGAGAAAGUAGAAUAGUGGUUACCCGGGACCGAGGGGAAAGGGAACGGAGAGUUAGUGUUUAAUAGGUACAGAGUUUCAGUUUGGGAUGGUGAAAAAGUUGUGGAGAUUGUUAGUGGUGAUGAUUCACAACAAUAUGAACGCACCUAACGAACUCUACACCUAAAAAAUGGUUAAAAUGGAAAAUUUUAUGUGAUGUAUAUUUUACACAGGAAAAAAAAAUAAUCAAUGUAAUCUUAAAUAUUACUGCAAAGGCAUCAAAUUAAAUAUGACAAACCAAGAGAGAAUAACAGAUAUUGCAGAGGCUAAAGGUGGUUUUCAUACAACAAAGCAACAGCCUUUUAAGGCUCCAUUGAAGCUAUUUGUGAGGACAAGUUUUAUGUUACUGAAUAUUACCUGCUUUCUGCUGCUACUGAGAAAUAAGGUGCCCUGAAAGUGUUCUUUGAACUUUCUGCCUACUUAUUUAAUUCUUACAACAAUCCUAUGAGAUAGCCGUUGUUAAUCCCUCCAUUUUUACAGAUGGAAAAUUGAAGCACAGAGAUGCUAAUAAUUUGUCUAAGAUUUCACAGCUAAUACGUCACAGUUUCAUGAACCUAGACAUUUGGCCCCAGAAAUUACUCUCUUAACCUGGGUACUUUACUCUCAAUUUCCGCCCUCCCCAGAAUCAGAAUCAUACCCUGAGAGCUACAUGAACUUGUAUGAGGGCCACUGUGUGUGGUUGGGUGGCUCGUUCACUGCCCAGGGGCUCUUGGCUGAAGGGGUGAGUAGCAUCUGGAAUCCAGCCCAGGCUUUGCGUAUCAGGCCACCCUGAGGAAGCGGCACUGUUGCUGCUUCACAGUAAGCAGCCAUGUGGCUCAGUGACACCCUUGGCCAGACUGACGGCUUUUUUCUCCUUCCCCCGUUGUGCCUGCCCAAGACUCAGCGCUUCCCCAGAAGGAGGAGGGCAAAAUGACCAAGUUCAAGGAGGCGGUGACCUUCAAGGACGUGGCCGUGGUCUUCACGGAGGAGGAGCUGGGGCUGCUGGACUCUGCCCAGAAGCAGCUGUACCAGGAAGUAAUGCUGGAGAACUUCCGGAACCUGGUCUCAGUGGGUGAGGAAGGGCACUCUGGGACUGAACAUCGGAUCAGCCCCUGUGGGCAUCAAUCGUUCACACCAGAUGCAAUAUCCCAGUUAAAGAGAGAAGAAAAGCUUUGGAUGAUAAAGAUAGCAACCCAGAGCCGUCGCUCCUCGGGAGACAAGAAUCUAAAUGGCAUGGAGACUCUUCAAGAAGUUGGAUUAAGGUAUCUGCCACAUGAAGAGCUUUUCUGCUCACAAAUCUGGCAACAGGUUACAAAGGAAUUAACUGGGUGUCAAGAUUCCAUGGGAAAUAUUCAAGGAACUGGCUCUCAGAUGGAAAAACAAGGUGGCACACUCAAUAAAGAUGAGGAGUUUGGUAAAGACUUCAAUCAGACUUCACAUCUUCAAGUUCACCGCAGAGACCACACUGGAGAAAAACCCUACAGAGGGGUGGAGUGUGAGAAAGGUUUCAUACGGGACUCUCACCUUCAAAUGAACCAGACAGCCCACGUAGGAGAGAAGCCCUACAAGUGUGAAAAAUGUGAAAACGCCUUCCGUCGGCUUUCAAGUCUUCAAGCCCAUCAGAGAGUCCACAGUAGAACAAGAUUGAACAAACAUGAUAUGUCGUGUAAGGGUUUCAGUCAGAAGUCAUAUCUUCAUCAUCAUCAGAGAGUCCCCACUGGAGAGGAUCCACACAGAUUUGAGGAGUGUGGGAGGAACGUCGGGAAGAGCUCACAUUGUCAAGCUCCUCCCAUAGCCCACAUGUUGGAGAAACCCUAUAAAUGUGAGGAGUGUGGACUGGGCUUCAGUCAGCGCUCCUAUCUUCACAUCCAUCAGAGAGCCCACACGGGAAAGAAACCUUAUAAAUGUGAAGAGUGUGGGAAGGGCUUCAGUUGGCGUUCACGCCUACAGGCUCAUCAGCGAAUCCACACUGGGGAGAAACCCUACAAAUGUGAGGCCUGUGGCAAGGGCUUUAGUUACAGCUCACACCUGAACAUCCAUUGUAGAAUCCACACAGGUGAGAAACCCUUUAAGUGUGAGGAGUGUGGGAAAGGCUUCAGUGUGGGUUCCCACCUUCAAGCCCAUCAGAUAAGCCACACGGGAGAGAAACCAUACAAAUGUGAGGAGUGUGGCAAGGGCUUCUGUCGGGCCUCAAAUCUUCUGGACCAUCAGAGAGGCCAUAGUGGUGAGAAACCAUAUCAGUGUGAUGCAUGUGGAAAGGGCUUUAGUCGUAGCUCAGAUUUUAACAUUCAUUUUAGAGUCCAUACAGGAGAAAAACCCUAUAAGUGCGAGGAGUGUGGGAAAGGUUUCAGUCAGGCCUCAAAUCUUCUGGCCCAUCAAAGAGGCCACACCGGAGAAAAACCAUACAAAUGUGGUACAUGUGGGAAGGGCUUCAGCCGGAGUUCAGAUCUUAACGUUCAUUGUCGAAUCCACACGGGAGAGAAACCCUAUAAAUGUGAGAAGUGCGGGAAGGCCUUCAGUCAGUUCUCAAGCCUUCAAGUGCAUCAAAGAGUCCAUACCGGCGAGAAACCAUACCAGUGUGCAGAGUGUGGGAAAGGCUUCAGUGUGGGCUCACAGCUUCAGGCCCAUCAGAGGUGUCACACUGGAGAGAAACCCUACCAGUGUGAGGAGUGUGGGAAGGGCUUCUGUCGGGCCUCAAAUUUUCUGGCUCACCGUGGAGUCCACACAGGAGAGAAGCCAUACCGAUGCGAUGUGUGUGGUAAGCGCUUCAGACAGAGAUCAUACCUUCAAGCCCACCAGAGGGUCCACACUGGAGAGAAACCAUAUAAGUGUGAGGAAUGUGGUAAGGUCUUCAGUUGGAGCUCAUACCUUCAAGCCCAUCAGAGAGUCCACACUGGGGAAAAACCAUACAAAUGUGAGGAGUGUGGGAAAGGCUUCAGUUGGAGCUCAAGUCUUAUAAUUCAUCAGCGAGUCCAUGCUGGGGAUGAGGGUGACAAGGACUGUCCCUCAUCAGAGAAUACAUACAGCAAAGAAGCUCUAUAAAAUUACACGGUUUAAUACCUCAAACGGGUGCUGAAAUAGUCCUGUCAUAGAAGACAAAACAUCUGUUUGAUAGAAGAGUAUUUCUGCCAGAGCUCGACAUGUCUGUGUGGUUGGGCGACCACACAGCAGAGAAAGCUCAUAAGAGUGGAGACAUAAGAACUUCAUUCAGAACCUUGGCAUUUAGCAGAUACGACAGAGAAGGGAGGCUUAAGAAGGAUGAGUCUGAGCUGAAGGUAACCAAAAGUACUAAGACGGAAAUGCCCAAGUCUCUUCCACCAGAAUAGAAGCUCUCGGAGGGCUGGGACUUUGUUGACGGCCAAGUCCACUCUGCCUCUUCAGCGCCUAACACACUGCAGGUGUCCAGUAAUGUUAAAUGAGUAAAAAGGAGAACAGUCACUUUUGAAAUUUUCUUUCAGUUCCUUUCUAAAAAUUUCUAUAAAAUUGUAGAAGGAGGAAUUCUUCAAGGCUUGGAGGAUUAAAUAAGACAUUUGGGCUCAUUUCCCCAACGCUGCAGGUCCUGUGAACUAGUGCUUAUCAAGCUGAAGGUUGUAACCCAUCAGUGGGUCCAGAAGUCAGUUCACCAGGUUGUGGCCAGCACUUUUCUAUGCUAACAGUUCUUUAUGGAGAUGUGAUUCGCAUGCAGCCACAUGCAUAAGUAAGUUUACAGUUUCAUGAAUUUUGACAAAUGUAUCUACUUGUGUAAUCAUCACCAAGAUCAAUAUAUACCAUAUUUCUAUUAAACCAGAAUGUUUCCUUGUGUACUAUUCUUGUCAUUCGCACCUCCAGGGGCAA
Molecule: messenger RNA, 5124 nt
Organism: Balaenoptera acutorostrata (minke whale)
Lineage: Eukaryota; Metazoa; Chordata; Mammalia; Artiodactyla; Balaenopteridae
Gene: ZNF45
Product: zinc finger protein 45
Exons: 9
Coding region: 2221-4332 (703 amino acids)
Biological process (GO): central nervous system development; regulation of immune system process; negative regulation of transcription by RNA polymerase II
Cellular component (GO): nucleus
Molecular function (GO): DNA-binding transcription factor activity, RNA polymerase II-specific; RNA polymerase II cis-regulatory region sequence-specific DNA binding
Source: RefSeq, a predicted model, not a curated record